UGAAAAAUAGUAUUUCCAGGGAUGCGUAAAUACUAUUGGUCCUCUUCUCCGUCUCGCCUCCGGACGAAUCAAUGUCCGCCGCCGCUCCCGUUGCGUCCGCUCCGGCGUGUCCCUUUCUCAUUCCGACACAACUCGGCCGCCGCGCGCCUAUUGGAUUGCAGGCUCCGGGCCAAACCCACCGUGUCCACCGGCUACGGGUGCAGCACUCUGCCCUCCCCUGCCGCCUACUCCGCCUUCACCGCCCUAAUUCCCGCAUCUUCCUUCUUUCCUGCGCCGCGGGUGAUGCUGCUGCCUCCGAGUCACUUCCUGGUUCUUCCUCGCCUCAGGUAUUACUGAGAAAUCGUCACAGUUACAUCAUCAAUCCUCAAAACUUCUCCCCCAACGUGCUCUGCUUUCAUCUCUGGUGCACCACUCUCAGCUUUAUCCUACUCACAACACUUUCGGUCUUCAUCUUCAUUGAAGUGAUUCACAACCUCCAUCCCGACCAUUUACAGAGUCUACAUCUCUAAGAAAGGGGAAAGUCUGCUUGCAACAAAGAGGAAAUGUGCAGAUACUUCUUGAAAACUAUUGAAUCCUGUAUUCUGCAAGAUAAAUUUUCUAUAAAGAUGCCCUUAACUAGGAAAUGUUUUAUAUAAUUCCUAUCUCUAUAUUGUUAACAAGCAAGCUACAUCAGUAUGGGGAUUGUAGGUGGUGAAAUGUUUGGUUAUGGAGAGAUAGGAUUAUUAAUAUCGGAGAGCAAUUUGGUGUUCAGUAUAUUAAGAUGAUAUCAACAUAUAAGAUCACCAAAUUCCAUAGUUAGAUAUGCAAAGUAAUUAAAGAUGUGAAGGGAAGAGGCAUGCCAAAAACCUAAUUUAUACAUAUCUGAGUAAUGUCAACAAUAGUGUUGCAUGCAAAUGGACUUUGUUGUUUGUGUUCAAUGCGCUAGUUCAGCAUAUAGAACCAAUAUGAGGUUUCAUAAAUCCUUUCAUGUUUGAUUGGCAACUGAACUACUGCAAUUCUCAUCAUUCUGUUUUCUUUGUUACCACUACUGACAUAUUUCCUCAAGGAAAUAAAACUUCCUAGGAGAAAUUUGCUGGUCGAAUUCACAUGUGACUCAUGCGGUGAAAGAACCAGGAGGCUCAUCAAUAGA
This is a messenger RNA of Zingiber officinale, 1129 nucleotides long. RefSeq names its product DNL-type zinc finger protein-like. The coding region runs from base 72 to 509 and encodes 145 amino acids. Gene Ontology annotation, cellular component: mitochondrion. Gene Ontology annotation, molecular function: protein-folding chaperone binding; zinc ion binding. NCBI's taxonomy places the organism in Eukaryota, Viridiplantae, Streptophyta, Magnoliopsida, Zingiberales, Zingiberaceae. Gene Ontology annotation, biological process: protein import into mitochondrial matrix; protein stabilization; protein folding. The transcript is spliced from 2 exons. The record is from RefSeq and is a predicted model, not a curated record.